Molecule: messenger RNA, 2417 nt
Organism: Diachasmimorpha longicaudata
Lineage: Eukaryota; Metazoa; Arthropoda; Insecta; Hymenoptera; Braconidae
Gene: Edem1
Product: ER degradation-enhancing alpha-mannosidase-like protein 2
Exons: 4
Coding region: 228-2201 (657 amino acids)
Biological process (GO): carbohydrate metabolic process; mannose trimming involved in glycoprotein ERAD pathway; endoplasmic reticulum mannose trimming
Cellular component (GO): membrane; endoplasmic reticulum
Molecular function (GO): calcium ion binding; mannosyl-oligosaccharide 1,2-alpha-mannosidase activity
Source: RefSeq, a predicted model, not a curated record
UGUUGUUUUCCGACGUGGACUCUUUUGAAUGGGCAACAGUCCCAUAUUAUCAAUGAACUCGUGAAAAACAAAUCAGUCCUGUGACAAUGUACCUCGACAGUUCAAAAUCGUAAGCCAAAUGGGUGGAGGAGUAAUCGGUUGAAACAAAAUUCACAUUUACUGGAGUAAAUACUUAGUUAUGACCUUGUCUGUCGAUCCUUUGCGGCUUCGGAGACAACAAAAAGAAAAUGAUGUUCACACGUGUCACUCUGAUCACCUGUAUGUUGGUCCUGGUCCAAGCUAACCACGAAUACCAGAAGAAGGAUCUCAUUCGCCUAAGGAACGAAGUUAAAUCCAUGUUCGAUCACGCCUACUCGAGCUACCUGAAGUACGCCUACCCUUACGAUGAGCUGCGUUCCCUGAGCUGCGAUGGGUUCGAUACCUGGGGGAGUUUCUCCCUCACGCUUAUCGAUGCUCUGGACACCCUCGCGGUGAUGGGAAACUACACGGAAUUUCGACGAGUGGCGGAGAUCAUCUCCUCGAGAAAGGACUUCAAGGCCAACAUAAAUGUCUCUGUGUUCGAGACGAAUAUCAGGGUGGUUGGGGGUCUCCUGUCAGCCCAUCUGCUCUCGAAGAAGGCGGGAGUCAAGCUUGAGCCAGGCUGGCCUUGCAAUGGCCCUCUGCUUCGACUCGCUGAGGAUAUGGCCAGACGACUUCUGCCAGCCUUCGAUACUCCCACAGGAAUGCCUUAUGGAACAGUAAAUCUAGAAUACGGAGUGCCAGAUGGUGAGACCAGUGUCACCUGCACCGCAGGAAUUGGUACUUUUAUCCUGGAGUUCGGUACAUUGUCACGAUUGACUGGUGAUCCCAUCUAUGAGGAAGUGGCGAUGAAUGCCAUCAAAGCCCUUCACUUCUACAAAUCGAAGAUUGGACUAGUUGGAAAUCACGUAGACGUCCUGACUGGCCACUGGACGGCCACUGACUCUGGAAUAGGCGCUGGUGUCGACUCCUACUUCGAGUACCUGGCGAAGGGAACUCUGCUACUCCAGGAGCCCUUCCUCGCGAAUAUGUUUCACGAGUACAGGAGGGCCAUCGAGAUAUACGUAAGACGGGAGGACUGGCACCUUUGGGUCUCCAUGACCGAGGGACAGGUGACCCUACCGGUUUUUCAGUCCCUGGAUGCCUAUUGGCCUGGGGUGCUGAGUCUCUUUGGGGAAAUCACUGAUGCCAUGAAGUCUCUGCAUAAUUAUCACAGGGUGUGGAAGCAGUAUGGGUUCACUCCAGAGUUCUACAACAUCGCCCAGGGGGAGGCGGGAACCAACAGGGAGAGCUAUCCGUUGCGACCGGAACUCAUUGAGUCGAUUAUGUAUCUGUACCGGGCGACUAAGGAUCCUUAUCUGAUACAGUUUGGGGUCGACAUCCUGAGGAGCCUCCAGCACAGCGCAAAGACAUCUUGCGGCUACGCUACCAUAAACGACGUGAGAGAUCACAAGAAAGCGGACAGGAUGGAGUCCUUUUUCCUGGCAGAAACGACCAAGUAUCUGUACCUUUUAUUCGACACCGACAAUUUCAUUCAUAACAACGGCCAGAAGGGGGACGUGGUGAGGACCCAGUGGGGUCAAUGUGUCGUGGACGCUGGUGGUUAUAUCUUCAACACCGAGGCACACCCCAUAGAUCCUGGGGCGCUGAGCUGCUGUAGACCUGUCCGAAGUCUCUUCAACGAUAAAAAAUCAGUCAUGGGGAGGUUUGUGCCUGCGAAUGUUCAGGUGGAUGAUGUGGAGGAGGUGAAUUCCCAGACGGAGAGCACUGGAGAGAUUGAAAUUGACAGGUUAGGCGAUAUGAAGCUGAAGGAAGCCAAGAGAAGAAGUGCGGAGAUGCUUGGUGAUGACAUCAGUGAGAGCUCCGGAGAGGGGACAACUGGCGCUGACAUUGGACAGCACCUUGAGAGAUCUGGGGAUAUUGAGGAGGAUGAGGACAAGGGCGAGGGCUCGGGAGAACCCAGGGGACAGGCCCAGGGCCCAGAACCGCGAAAUAAUACCAAGGUACCCAAUUAUGCUGAAGAGAUCGAGAGGAAGCCUUUCGUACCUCAAGCACUCCUGGAGAAAAUUCGCAGACUCAAUUUGUAUCCCAGGAACGCUUCACUCGCAGGCGAUUAUCAAGUCAUCUCAUGCUCUGCUCAGCCCUUCCUUCAGAGGAUUUCUAUCGUGGGAGAAUUCUUCUGACAGAGGUUUAGUGGGGAUUUUAUUUAUAAUUGAAGACUGUGAUGUUGAAAAUUUGAAUAUUUCCAGGCGAGAGUUUUUAAUUGUGGGGAGGGACUCCGGGAGGUUGUCGGGUCAUAUCAGUGCAAUUGUCAGAGGUUUUUGAAGGAUCUGAUGAAAAAAUAUAUAAAUUGUCAAGGAAUUAACAUUGUUGUUUAAUAAAUAAUGCUUUAGGAUUUA